Molecule: messenger RNA, 4200 nt
Organism: Mycena indigotica
Lineage: Eukaryota; Fungi; Basidiomycota; Agaricomycetes; Agaricales; Mycenaceae
Exons: 9
Coding region: 1-4200 (1399 amino acids)
Source: RefSeq, a predicted model, not a curated record
AUGCCAGUUGCCAGCACCGCAGUUGUCCUCCGCGCUCAAGGAUCUCAGGCGCUUGUUCGUCAAAACCAACAGUUGAAGCCAGUGAUUCCAGGUUUAGGACGGACGCUGAAUGAACUGUACGACUUGCUCGGCACCGCCGCGGGGGCAGCAGCAAACCGUGCUGCCCAUCGGCUAGGCUUUGGCCCGCUCGCCAUCUCAGAACACAUAAGGCGCCAUUUUGACAAUGAGGGAGUGGAGGGGAGGGAGAAACGAAUACAUGCCUUGCCCACGCGUGAUUUGAGGAGAAGUGGCCUCGGGAAAGACUGCCGAAAGCUGGUGGCCUACACCCUCCCCAUGCAAAGCACCAAAACACAGAUCGAGGCGCUUGAGUGUGUCGUCGAGCUCAGCACGCGAUACCCUGGCUUGAGGCGUUUCUUUAUUGAAGCCAAGACAAUAAAGCACGAGGUGCCUUCCCCAAUAUCCAUAAACGGACUCUAUCAUCUCUGGAAGCCUCCAAAUCGACGCUACCUUUCAGAGGAAGAAGCAGCGGACCUCGACUUUGCGGCGAAGCUUGCAGCGGCGUGUCUUGUUGACAGCAACUUGGCCUCUCUAAUGGAAGAAAGUCCCGAUAAAAACCCCAAUAUUGGCGACUACAACAGCAAUGGACUGACGGUCAUCGAGUGUCUCCUCGUUGUCCUGUGGUCUCGCACCCCCGCAGACCCGUCAGUUGCACUCGCCAUUAGUCAGGCCCACUCUUCUACAAACGUGCUGCGCAAGCUUGGCCAAAGCAUAGCUGAAAUACUUGAAGACAUGGACAUAGAGGAAACAACCAUCGACUUGAGCGAGCCUCCCCUGAUGGACUUGGAUGGCCUGGACAUUCUUUGCGCCGCGCUGUUAUCUGGAACAUACGACCUUAUCGCACGCCACGGCCUAGAGCAAGAUCGCGAAUGGCAUCAGAGCACGUUGGAGCUCGUAUUGUCGCUCAGAUUCCCUAAAUCCGAGGCGCUGUUGCCAUGCGCGUAUGCGUGGGCCACCAGCGAAGCAUUCCGCGGCUGGUUCGAUGCGCCGGUGAGGCUCCAAACGUUUACCGUGGUGGCUCCUUUGACGGACGAAUAUUUAUGGCAGGACUCGGAGGAGAUGAUGCACAAUGAGGAUCCCUUCAUUGGCGGGUAUUCCGGCCCACACACACCAGACAGCGGGAAUGCCGAGUCAAUGACACAGGAUAGCAGCAGUUUAAUGUCUUUUCCAUCGGACCAGCAUCGCUCUGGCAAUUUAAGCGUAGCUAGCCGUCGUUUAACACCCUCUAUGCUCAGCGCCGUGUUUUUGACCACGGACUCAAGUUCUGGAGCAGAAACCAACGUGAUACCGAUAAGGCUUCUGUCGCCAACUCGCGAUACGGACUCUGGGGAAGACAGUGACCUGGUAUCCUCUCGGGAAGCUGAAUAUUCAGACACGGACUCUGAGGCAGCGGUCAACGACGCGUCGACCGAGCCGUGGAUGUCACUCCACGGCUACUCUGAGGAUGAAGAAAGUCCCAUCCUACGUCAAUUCGUCAACGACACCAUUGCCCGCGAGGAGCUGACCCCGUCGCCCCGAACGGAGCUUCUGUCGCCUACAGAGGCCAACAGGUCACAACACGAAGUUGACCGCGUCCGGCAUAGCCAACGGGGACCUUCGGACCGAUUUCGAAGACAGAGGGAACAGGCGUAUGGCGGUCUACCCCCAGAGGAAAUGCUGGCGAUGCUCAUUGAGCGAGAAUACGAGGGGAAGAGGCUGAGGAAGACUUUGAGUCGCGCCUUUGAGAGGCUAGAGGAUGAGGUCAAACGGGCGGCAGCCGCUGAGAUUGUCACCCAACAAACAUUGGACAAAUUUCGCGAGGCCAACCGGGCAAAGAGCGAUGCGGAGCGGCUUCUUGCGAAAAGGAACGAAGAACUGAGGAUGUGGAAGUUUCAAUUUGAGCAUGCGCAGAAGGAGAUCUCACGGGCUCAGGAAGUGGUUCAGUUGGUCGAAACACAGCGCGACGAAGCUGAACGCGCUGCAGCCAAAACUCGGACGUUAGCAAGACGGCUCAAAGAGGAGAAACUGGUGACGGAUGCGAUGGAGGAAGGCAGGAAACUAGGCUUCAAAGCGGGACUCCGAAGAGCACAAGAAGAAAUUGCGCUCAGACAAGGGUUGGAUCCUGAAGACAGGCUUACCAUCGACGACGACUAUGAGCAGCGGGAGGAGAAUGGAACCUAUCAACCAUCACAGGCGGACGGCAUUUCUAUUCUAGACGCAGCUUCAAUACGACCAAGAAGACGCCUUUCACCUGAAAGGACUUCUCAGCCAAUCCAUACUAUCCCAAAUUCAUCUCCAGCACAACCUAAUCUAAUGGCACCUGAAUCUAGUCGGCCGCAGCCCCCGGAGACUGCGCGUUCUCCUUCAUUUCAACUAUCUAUUUACCCCAUCGAAAUUCCACCACCUUCAGUGCUCAACGAUGCGCCGCAAUCACGUCGUCCUUCGCUGCAAGUGCAAACAGACUUUCCUUCACAACCGCCUGCAACUUCUACACCCACACCACAACGGCUGUCACAACCCAGAGACUCAUUGUUCAUCAAUCGUAGAGUUUCGGCGGUUCCUCCUCCACCUGUCGAUGAACCUCCCCCAAGAAAGGAUCCCACUCCUCCGCCGCAACGAUAUAAAAUGCGAGAGCCACCACCUGUGCCCCCUCCAAGAGAGCAUUGGUCUCAACUUCCCCAUAGACCCUCGCGUCAACCGAUGCGCCAACCAUCACCACAGCCCAUGCGCCAACCCUCACCACAACCCAUGCGCCAGCCCUCACCACAGCCCCAACGACAACCCUCACCUCAGCCAGCCCGACCUCCCGACAAUUAUAUUCCUUCUGUAUCACCUGAUGGAGACAUUCCUUUGCCCCCACCAUUCAUACUCGCCAAUCCACUUAUGGCCUCACCUCAAGCACCAUCACCGGAGCCACUGAUGCAACGGACCAGUUCAUGGUAUAAUAAUCGCGAGCCGGUUGAGCGAGAGAAGCCCCCUUCGUGGUAUCAACCCCCGCGUCGUCCUCGUUCAAAUGCUGGAUCAACUACUGCUCGGUCGGUUGCUUCAGGACGAUCGGGCUACAACCCACAUAUGCAUCACGUUUCUCUUGACUCUGCUGCUGCCCAGUUUGCCACCAGCUCGAAGAUGCAGAAGGAUCCCGGUUUGGGUGCAAUUCGAGAGGAUGCGAGUGUGAGAAGUGGUCAUCGGCGCAGUGUUAGUGGGCAGGAGAGACGCGUCAACGGACAUGAUCAAGGUCGAAGGAGCGUGAGCAUGAUGGGAUCAACAGAGUCGUUUGUGCCCCCGCCAAUCGAGAAGGACCCGAGACAUCAACGACAAACUAUGGCGGAUGAAUUGAGAUACUCGAAUCCGGAUUUUGCGGCCUCGAUGCGUGGGGCUGGAAGCAGCAAUGCAGCUCCGAGGAAUCAGCCACCGCGAAAUGUACGGGUACCUGCCCAGUUGACUACUCCCGCGCCAUUGUCUCCGUCAGUCGGGACUGCACAUUUGCGAGCGCGGUCGAUGUCUGGGAGCAGUCAAGGCCCCCCUGUUGAUUUGGUGCCGCGACAGAGUUUACGGCGUGUCAAGGAAAAAAGACCAGUUGCGCCGUCUGACAUUGGAUCGCCAAUGUCUGAUUUCGGAGGCGGAAUGCAGAUUAAUUCUCCGAUUUACGCGUUUCCUCCGCAAACGGAGCAAUAUUUGAGUCCCAACUACCCAACUGAGCCGCUGCCCGCGCCAGCUGCAGAAAAGGCUCCGCUUGGAUUUGUGCCACAGGCGCUGACGGUGCCUGCAGAAAUAACUGUACCGGUUGCUUUGCAUGGCAAGUCGAUAUCCACGCCGGGGCGCCCACGGUCGACAUCGUUGACUCGGUCGCCACUUCCGACCCAUAUUCCAAUGAACAGGCCUCCGAGCAUGAAUGGCUCGAGCACAAGUCUCGCGCUAGCCCCGCAAAGCUUAUCUCGGCAAGCCUCCAACGCGUCGCUUCGGAGUGCCUACGGCGCAUAUGACGCCAAGACAUACGUUGACCCGGCUUACUAUGCUGCUGAUACUGGCUACAACUUUGGCGCGGGCCCGCCGCCACGGCCAAUUUCUAUGGCCACAUUGCAUUCGCGGCCACGGUCACGUGCAAAUUCUGCAGCCUCGUCGCAUUCUGCGCUGUCAUAUAUGGGGCCCCAUCCUCCUGCUUGA